CCCGAGUUCCUAGAGCCAAUAAACAAUUCCCAAUUAUUAAAAAAUUUAAAAAAAGGGAAAAAAGAAAAGAAAAACCCUGAGAAAACUCAGCCGAAGUAACCAUGCUUAGCAGCGCCAGCAAUAGGGUAUUGACAUUUACAUUGCAAUUCUCCUCAUCUCUCAAAUUCUUACCCAAAACCCAUAUUGACUAUCGACCCAGGAGCCUUCAUAGCUCAAUCAUGAGCUCUGCUUCUCGUUCCUCUCCAAGAGAAGCCCUAUUAGAUGAUAGUGGUUGCGGUGGCCCCAUCACGUUGGAAGAAUGGCAACGAUGGGGCUGCAUAUCUCCAGUACCAGCAAUGGUAAAUGCUGUCAUUCAGGAUUUGAAGCUUCUGGAGAAUAAUAUUGAUGCCCACAUGGUUUUUGGUGGUAAUGGUGGUAAAUUACAGGGGGAUUUUAAAAUCCAGGAGGAUAAGAAGCACAGAGCAAGAUAUGAGACAUUGGCUGACUCAGACAAAAAGUUCCAAUUCUAUUCUGCUCGGCAAAUAGCAUGCCGGUUGCUCGGAAGUCGGGGCUAUCUCUGCCAGAAGUGUUGGCUUCCUAUGGAAGAUUGUAUGUGCUCAAAAGUCAAGCCUUCCUCACUAUGGCAUGGCAUAAAAUUUUGGGUGUAUAUGCACCCAAAGGAUUUUCUACGGCAGAACAACACUGGCAAGUUGUUAUGGCAAGUAUUUGGUGUUCAAGCUGCAACUUUGUGUCUUUAUGGAAUUUCUGAAGAUGAGGAGAUCAUGUGGAAUGCAUUUAAGGAUGCAGGAAAAGCCAAGGUUUGGUGCCUUUAUCCAAACCACAACAAUGCACCAAAGACAGUUCAGGAUGCCUUUAGCCAUCAAAUUUCAGCAGAUAUGGAAUGUGCAUAUUCGUUGACAAAUAAAGAUAGACCUCUGAAUUUUGUUUUGAUUGAUGGUACAUGGAGCAAUUCUGCAGCAAUGUUCAGGCGUGUAAAGGAGCAAGCAAAGUUGGCCUGGGGAGAGGAAGACAUCCCUUGCAUAUCUCUUGCCACAGGUGCAUCUGCAAUGCAUAAACUUCGUCCUCAACCAUCAUGGGACCGUACUUGUACAGCCGCAGCAGCUAUUAGUGUUCUUGCUGAGCUGCAGCUUCUUCCAGAGUGCAGCACCCAUGGAUUGGAUAAACAGGCUGAAGCAGUUGAAGAUGCUCUAAUUGUCCUGUUAGAAGUACUGACGACUCGACGCCUUCGGAUGGGCAGGUCCAUUACUCGUAAAGUAAGACACUCUAGGGACAUUUGUUAACAGCCAACCAAUUGAAUGAGAUACCUGAUGGUGAUCAGAAGCAAGCUUACUCCAAUUUAGGUUCCUAUAUUCGGAUUCAAUUGCAUCAACAACUACUGAUAGAUAUGUAGUGAGGUGUCAAGUAACAAGCUGUGCAUUGACUGCUAAGCUCUUCAAAUUGUAUUUUGAUAUAUAGAGGUAGGUAUCUCUAUUUCAUUGUAAACUUUGCCUACAAGGCUUUUUAUUCUCAAUCUAGUAUUUACUGCUGAUUGCAAACUGGAUAGAACUUGCUUUAUUUGAAAUUUACCACAGUUACCAAUCAAA
Molecule: messenger RNA, 1583 nt
Organism: Gossypium arboreum
Lineage: Eukaryota; Viridiplantae; Streptophyta; Magnoliopsida; Malvales; Malvaceae
Exons: 9
Coding region: 102-1280 (392 amino acids)
Source: RefSeq, a predicted model, not a curated record